GUUCUCUCACGCCCUACGAAAUAGCAAAACCUAGGCAGAGAGCAGAGCAAUGGCGACAGCGGAGCAGAGAAGCAAAGAAGAAGAAGAAAAAGUGGAGGAGGACAAGAAGAAGAAGGUAGACCACGAAGGGGGCAACCUACUGGGGCCUCCCACUUUCGAAGCCCUAGCAAAUGGCCGCUUCAAAUGCGUUGAAACCGGCCACGAAAUGCCCCCGAAUGCCGUGGACUCCUACUCUCAGAGCAAACGGUGCCGUCUGGGCCUUAUCGAUUUCGCUUUGUCACAUAAAAAAACCCCUCUCAACCUUUUCAAGCAAGACCCCGUCUCGCGUUCCAAGUUAAUAUGUAAACUGACUGGAGAUACCAUCAAUAAAACUGAGGAACAUAUAUGGAAGCACAUCAACGGGCGAAGAUUCCUGAACAAACUAGAGCAAAAGGAAGCUGAAAAACAGAUGUCCAAUGGAAAAGUAGUGGACAAGGGUGAUCAGAUGCAGCAGAAGGAUGGGGAGAAGCACAAGAAGAAGGAUAAGAAGAAGAAGGAUGAGAAGAAGAAGAAAAAGAAGCAAGAGAAAGAGGUUGAUGAGAAUAUCUCUGAAGCAAGGAAAUCAGAGGUUGAUGAGAUCGAUAAGAACAGUGAUACUGAAGAAGCCGAAUUUUGGAUGCCUCCAGUAGGAGAUCGAUGGGAUUCUGAUGAUGGAGGAGAUCGAUGGGGUUCUGAUUCAGAUUUGGAAUGCGAUAUUGAUGAAGUUAAUGGAACUGAUGGUGCUGAAGAAGAGCAUGGCAACGAGUCAAGAGAGCUCUCCAAGCGGACAAAGCGACUGUCCAUAGAAGUUGGACCAAGCAGCUUUGCCUCCAGGAAGAAGAAGAGCAAGACGAAUUCCAAGUGUUGAUUUGUUAAGCAAUUCGGCUACUCAUGUAAUACACAAAUUAACAACAAAUCAUUCGGUUUAGAUCGGUUGUAUCUCUGAAUGAAAGAGCAUGUGAUGAGUUAUUUUUUAUGAAAUGAAUUGAAUGGAGAAGAAUAUGAAAUUUGGUUAUUCUUUUC
Messenger RNA from Vitis riparia (riverbank grape), 1041 nucleotides. RefSeq names its product glutamic acid-rich protein. The coding region runs from base 50 to 886 and encodes 278 amino acids. The transcript is spliced from 5 exons. NCBI's taxonomy places the organism in Eukaryota, Viridiplantae, Streptophyta, Magnoliopsida, Vitales, Vitaceae. The record is from RefSeq and is a predicted model, not a curated record.